GUUUAGUGAGUUUCGAAGCAGUGAGGCCAUCCCAUCAUAGUUUAGUAUAAAAAUGCCCAUGCUCAAGCAUUCAGAACACAUCAGACGGUGGAAACAAACACCAGCUUAAAGCAAGAGUGAAGACUAGAUCUCCAUCUACAACAGACAUCUCUGAUAUACACGCAGAGAGAGAUGAAGAGUGUUCUCUCAGUGAAGAUGCUGGCGGCGUUGGCUCUGGUUCUGCUGGUGUCCAGUGUGACUGAGGGACGGAUUCUCAGUAAGUGUGAGCUGAAGGACAAGCUCAAGGCGGCUCUGGGAGGAAAUCAGGGAGGAAAUGUUCCUGGAGGAAAUGUUACUCCUGGGGUUGGAAAUACAACUCCUGGGGUUGGAAAUGUGACCGGAGCUGGGUCUGGAAGUGUGCCUGGAAAUGUGACUGCGCCUGGAAAUGUGAUUGUGCCUGGAAAUGUGACUGCGCCUGGAAAUGUGACUGCGCCUGGAAAUGAGACUGUGCCUGGAAAUGUGACUGCGCCUGGAAAUGUGACUGCGCCUGGAAAUGUGACUGUGCCUGGAAGUGUGACUGUGCCCAAAAAUAAGAUUGUAGAUUUGGGCCUCAUCGCCAAAAUCGUCUGCUCUGUGGAGCGUGUGUCAAAGUUCAACACCAACCUGGUCACCCCCAUCCAAGGUGACGUCAGACCUCCAGCAGGACCCCCUCCCAAACCAGAACAACGACCCAAUGGAGGACCAGGGGGAAAACCUAGUCAGGGCCGUCCCGGUGGAAGAGGAAAGAGAUCCCCUGGUCGGGGACGUGACAGUUCAGAGGAGGAUUCCAGAGAAAGCUCUGCUCGUGUUCCCACAAAACUGUAUGGAAUCUUCCAGCUGAGCGAUCGUGUGGCAUGCAGUUCCGGACCCGGCCAGAGUCUGAACAUCUGCCGCAUGGACUGCAGAGCUCUGAUUGAUGAUGACAUCAGGGAUGACAUCGCCUGUCUGCAGACCCUGUUGGACAAUGCUGUUGCUCCAGCUCCUCGGGACAAGAAGAAGCACUCGUUGUUCGUGAAGGAGUGCCUCAAUGUCAAUCCUUUGCAGUACUUUGCUUUGUGUGUCUAACACAUUCAGAGUUUCUUCAGACAUGAAUAUUCUGUCAAGCUUCAUCCUAAUGCAUUACUGAAAUAAUCCCAACACUUGAUGUUUUCAGCCUUGACAGCAGUGCUUCAAAACCUAUUUGGUGUUUGUUAAUCUGCUGGAAAAAGUCUUUCAGAGAGGAACUACUGUUCACACUCACAUAAAUUAGUUAAAUGUAUCAGUUCUCAGACUUUGUCUUUUAUUUCACUCUUCCGUUGCACUUGUCAAAAUGUACCUGGAAAAUGUUCUCAAUUAUAAGAACAAUUAUGUUGAUAAAUGCUUCUACAUGUAAUUAGCAUGCCUCAGAAUGCAAAUAAAGCAAUAUUCAUAAGA
Messenger RNA from Megalobrama amblycephala (Wuchang bream), 1431 nucleotides. RefSeq lists its product as uncharacterized. The record is from RefSeq and is a predicted model, not a curated record. Lineage: Eukaryota; Metazoa; Chordata; Actinopteri; Cypriniformes; Xenocyprididae. Bases 172 to 1083 code for a protein of 303 amino acids. The transcript is spliced from 6 exons.